Molecule: messenger RNA, 1887 nt
Organism: Nerophis lumbriciformis (worm pipefish)
Lineage: Eukaryota; Metazoa; Chordata; Actinopteri; Syngnathiformes; Syngnathidae
Source: RefSeq, a predicted model, not a curated record
AUGUUGGCCGUUUUUGUCAGAGCCGCGCUGCGGUAUGGCAUGGUGAAGCCAUGCCGCCUGCUCGGUCCAGCUACACACAUCCAGAAGAGGUCCCUGGUUCACCAGGAGGGUUUACCCAAGUUGCCUGUGCCACCCUUGAAGCAGACCUGUGAUAACUAUCUGGCUGCUCUGGAGCCUAUUGUUAGUGAAGAAGAGCUGGAACACACAAGGAAGCUGGUGGAGGAGUUUCUAAAGGGUGGCGUAGGGGAACGCCUCCAGAAGGGUCUUGAGCGACGGGCCCGAAAGACAGACAACUGGUUAUCAGAAUGGUGGAUGCAGUCAGCCUAUUUGGACUGCCGGAUGCCGGUGGCUGUCUACACCAGCCCCUGUGUGGUUCUUCCACGCAUGCACUUCCAGGACCGUCAAGGACAGAUGAGGUUUGCAGCUAAACUGAUUGCAGGAGUGUUGGAGUUUAAAAAAAUGAUUGACAGUGACACCCUGCCAGUAGAGUACCUGAGCAAGAAGCCACUUUGUAUGGACCAGUAUUACCAGAUCCUAUCAUCUUGCCGUAUUCCUGGACCAAAGAGAGACACCGUUGUAAAUCACGCAAUUGGCAAAACGCCUCCCACGCACAUCACUGUAGUUCACAACUUCCAGUUUUUCAUUUUGGAUGUAUACAACAGUGAUGGGACCCCCCUUACAGUAGAUCAAAUUUACAUGCAACUGGAAAAAAUUUGGAACACCUCUUUGCAGACCAACAAAGAGCCUGUUGGUAUCCUAACGUCGCAGCAUCGUAACACGUGGGGGAAAGCUUAUAAUAAUCUCAUCAAAGAUAAGACAAAUAAAGAAUCAGUUCGCGCCAUUCAAAAAAGUAUCUUCACUGUAUGUCUGGAUGCACCAAUGCCUCGCGUGUCAGAAGAACUAUACAAGAGCCGCGUCGCUGCCCAAAUGCUGCACGGCGGCGGGGCUCGCUGGAACAGCGGCAACCGCUGGUUUGACAAGACAUUACAGUUUAUUGUUGGUGAAGAUGGCACCUGUGGACUGGUGUAUGAACAUGCACCUUCAGAGGGCCCACCUAUUGUGUUUCUCAUUGACUAUGUUGUUAAAUAUAUGCAGAAGACAGAAAUAGUCCGUUCCCCCAUGGUUCCUCUAAGCAUGCCUCAGAAACUGCGUUUCAACAUUACCCCAGAAGUCAAGAGAGACAUUGAAAAAGCCAAGCAAAAUAUGAACAUAAUGGUACAUGACUUGGAUGUGAAUGUUCUGAUGUUCUCCCAUUAUGGAAAAAAUUUGCCAAUGCAACACAACCUCAGUCCAGAUGCCUUUAUUCAAAUGGCAUUUCAGCUAGCCUAUUUUAGGAUGUAUAACACAUGUUGUGCUACAUAUGAGAGUGCAUCAUUGCGAAUGUUCAAAUAUGGAAGAACAGAUGUAAUACGUGUAACUACCAAGGAGUCAUUGAAAUUUGUUCAAGCAAUGCAAGAGCCAACUAAACAGAACACAGAAAGAUUAGCACUGCUUCAGGAGGCUGCUAAGAUACAUAAGGAGAACACAUACAAUGCGAUUCAUGGACAAGCCAUUGACAGACAUCUUCUAGGACUAAGGUUGCAGAGUAUUGAAGAUCUCACAUCUAUGCCGGGGAUAUUCAUGGACACUUCUUUUGCUGUGGCUCAUCAUUAUAAUCUUUUAACCAGCCAGGUUGGUUCCAAGACCGACUGUGUGAUGUGCUUUGGUCCAAUGGUGCCAGAUGGCUAUGGAGUGUGUUACAAUCCCAUGGAUGAGCACAUCAACAUCGCGAUCACAGCCUUCAACAGCUGUGAAGAGACAAAUGCAGCCAAGUAUGCACAGACUGUAAAUGAUGCACUGUUGGACAUGGGAGCUCUUCUGGAGGACACAGCUAAAGCCAAACAGUGA